UCAUUGUAAAAUGGCAAAUGUUGGAGCUGCAGUGCUGUUUUCUGGCAGUAAUCAAGGAAGAAGAGGAGAGAAGCCUGAAUAAUUCACAUUAUUUAUACAGUGAAAAUAUGAAUAUUUAUCUGAUAACUCUGCACCACUUUUUUGCAUCACAUCAGACAAAUGAUAUCCCAGUCGUGUACAGCCACAUCCUCCUGAUAUGAAUAACGGUAGACGAUUAACAGUCGUCUCUCUCCGCAGCGUGACGUCGGAGCAGCUGAGCCCUGCGGCGGCCAUGUUGGAUCUGUUUCUCAGCGUGCUGGUGUUGACCCGUCUCCACCCGUCGCCUCACAGCACCUCCAUGCCAACCUAACUCCUCCUCCUCCUCCUCCUCCUCCUCCUCCUCUCUUCCUGCAUCUUUCUUCCACCACCUGGCCGGGAGAAAGGUCCUUGGUCCUUGUGGAAAAUGUCCUAUGCACACCACAAGCUGCUCACCUGGAGCUUACCUCACCUCCUCCUCCUGCCGCUGACCUACCUCUGGCUCUUGGCUCCUCCCACAGGUGUGUCAGCGGAUCUCUGCCGGGUCACUGGUGGGGUUCUGGGGAUCCACUGGAGCAGUGUCAUCAGCCUGGGCUGGUACCCUCUGGCGGACGGGCGGGCCGGCGCCACCUGCUGGGAGUCGUGCUGCAUGGAGCCCAAGUGUAACGCCGUGUGGAGCCUCGGGGGGCGCUGCGUUCUGCUGAGCUGCUCUCGGAGGAGGGGCUGCGCCAUCUCCUCGCUGCCCCAGCCCCACGAGGAGUCGCUGGGCCUCCUGCAGCUCCUUGCCAAGGGUCCCGUCAGAGUGCGGCGUAGAAAACCUCGUCACACAACACACAGUGGAAGCCAAAAAACACACACAGGACAGAUUACCAGCACGGAAAGCUCCAAACUGGGAACAUCUCACCCGACUCCAUCAGCAUCCAGCACCAUCACACUUGUCCAAAUAUCCCAAAAGAACCACAGCCAGACAGCCAAUGGGAGCUCCGACGCCGUUCCUGCUUCAUUGCCGCAGAACUCGACGGUGGACGACACCAUCGAUGCUGCAGCGUCUUCCAACAGCACCGACGGCGGCGGCGGCUCACCGACGGCGGCCGCCAACACCGUAACCACAGCUCCGACUCAGAGCGUGAGGGAGCUGGUGGUGUCGGCAGGAGUCAGCGUGGAGGUAACGCUGCCCCGCAACGAGGUCGAACUCAACGCCUUUGUGGUCCCGCCGCCUCCGUCAGGGACCAACUAUGCAUUUGACUGGCGUCUGAUAACUCAUCCCAAAGAUUACAGCGGCGAGAUGGAGGGCAAGCACAGCAAGACGCUGAAGCUCAGCAAGCUGACUCUGGGCCUGUACGAGUUCGAGGUGACGGUGGACGGGGAGGGAGCUCACGGAGAAGGUUACGUCAACGUCACGGUCAAACCAGAGCCGCGGGUAAACAAGCCUCCCGUCGCCGUAGUUUCCCCGAAGUUCCAAGAGAUCUCGUUGCCAACCAGCUCGACGGUGAUCGACGGCAGCCAGAGCACCGACGAUGACAAGGUGGUGUCGUGGCACUGGGAGGAAGUCAAAGGUCCUCUGAGGGAGGAGAAGGUCUCUGCUGACACCCCCGUCCUCACCCUCACCAGCCUGGUGCCGGGAAACUACACUUUUAAUUUGACAGUGACUGACUCAGACGGAGCCACAAACUGGACUCAGGCCACCCUCUCCGUCAACAAAGCCAAGGACUACCGGCCGGUGGCCAAUACCGGCCCCAACCAGGUCAUCCAGUUGCCUCGUAACUCCAUCGUUCUGUACGGCAACCAGAGCACCGACGACCACGACUCGCUGUCCUACGAGUGGUCGCUGAGCCCCGAGAGCAAAGACAAAGUGGUGGAGAUGCAGGGUGUCCGGACGCCGAUCCUGCAGCUGUCGGCCAUGCAGGAGGGCGACUACACUUUCCAGCUGACUGUGACGGACUCGGCCGGACAGCAGGACACGGCUCAGGUCACCGUCAUCGUGCAGCCAGAAAACAAUAAACCACCAGUGGCAGACGCAGGUCCAGAGAAGGAGCUGACGCUGCCCAUCGACCGAACCACUCUGGACGGCAGCAAGAGCAGAGACGACCAGAAGAUAGCAACCUACCACUGGAAGANNAUCAGCGGUCCUGAUGGUGUGAAGAUUGAAAACGCAGACAGUGCCGUUGCCACGGUGACGGGUCUGGAGGUCGGCACGUACGAGUUCACCCUGACGGUGACGGACGAGAGGAGGCUGGAGAGCAGCGACACCGUCACCGUCAUCGUCAAGGAAGAGAAGGACCAGCCUCCGGUGGCUCACGUUGUGUCGAGUCCGUCCAUCGUUCUGCCGGUCAGGACGGCCACCCUGGACGGAUCCCACUCCACCGACGAUAAAGGUGGAGUCAGUUACCUGUGGACCAGAGAAGACAGCAGUCCUGCUGCUGGGGACGUGCUGAACAACUCUGACCACCAGGCGGUGCUGUUUCUGGGAAACCUGGUGGAGGGAAAGUACAGCUUCACCUUGACUGUAACUGACAGUAAAGGACAGAGCAGCAGCGACAGGGGAACAGUUGAGGUCAAAGCAGACCUGUGGGAGCGCGACCUGGUGGAGCUGGUCCUGGAGGUGUCGGUGUCGCAGGUGUCCCACCGUCAGCGCGACAUGCUGCUGCGACAGGUGGGCGUGCUACUGGGCGUGCUCGACAGCGACAUCAUCGUACGAGAGAUCAGUGCUUUCAACGAGCACAGCACUCGUUUGGUCUUCCUGGUGUCGGGCGGUCAGGGGCGCCCUCCCCUGUCCGGUCGCAGCGUUGCACUUGGCCUCCGCAACAAACUGCGCAAACAGAAGAAUGACUUUUUCAUCUACAAGGCCCGACGAGUCGACACAGUCAUCUGUCAGCUCAACUGUUCCAGUCACGGCGAGUGCGACUCGUUCACUCGGCGCUGCGUCUGCCAUCCUUUCUGGAUGGAGAACUUCAUCAGAGCUCAGCUGGGAGACACAGAGAGCAACUGUGAGUGGAGCGUACUCUACGUGACUAUAGCCUCCUUUAUGAUCGUGGUGGCCGUGGCAACACUGGUGUGGGGGAUGGUGUGCUGCUGCAACAGGCGCAAGAGCAAAGUGCGCAGAAGCAAAAGCCGAUACAAAAUACUGGAAGCCGACGAGCAGGACAGUCUGGAGCUUCAGCCGCCGAGAGCUGCCCGCCUGAAGCCGGUUCCUGCUCCCACCUCCUCGGCCCUCAUGCACUCGGACUCGGACCUGGACAGCGACGACGGGCAGGGCGGCGUUCCCUGGACGGAGCAGGAGCGAGGCCACCUGCUGAGGCCCCAGAACGGAUCCCUGAGGAACGGCCAGGGCCCGGCCCGGCCCAAGAAGCAACGGGAGGAGCUGCUAUAGCAACAGAGGAGGGGGGAGCCGGCAGCUGUCCCUCCUCAGUCCUCCCUCCAAUCCUCACUCUUCCUCUUUUUCUUUUGCUUCCCUCCACGAAAACCUCACACCUCUCAUCCGCGAAGACUGGAGCUGUGCAGCAGGUGGACGGAGGAACAUGCUGGAAACAUGUCGUCCCACCUUCGCGCCGCUGAAACCUGCUCCCACGCUGAGCCAACGGAGGGACGGAAUAACUGCUUCUCACUCAGAACUCGUGCUGAGCACUGUGUUUUCACCGCUACAUAAGAAACAAGCCCUAUAACUGAACACAGAGACAUAAGGAAUGUACCGCUGCCCUCUUACUGCUGGCUCGCAUCACGAGAGGACGUAGAUGAACUCUGCUUCAACGACACGAAAACCAGCCACUCGACACCUUGCCUCUCGUAGACACGCAUGUACAAACACGUCACUGUUUCAGGUCGACCCGACGCUACCAAACACUGCCAUUUUUAAACCAAUGGUGAACUCUGCUCUGACUGAAGGAAAGACAAAAAAAAAACAACCAAAACAGAGCAGUGAUGGACCCACUCCUCCCCCCCAAAAAAACAAAAAAAAGUCAAAAAACACGUGCAUGUAGAGCGACGGAUGCAGCUCCGGUGCAGUCUGACGCCGGAGCGAUCAGCUGCAUGUUUGUGUGUCGGGUGUAUGUGUGGACUUUUCUGGCUGCGGUGCCAAAACAUGUUUCUCCAGAGCAGUUUGUAUGUUUUUAUGUCCGUUAUUAACCCACAGAAAAGUCACACUGUUGUCAGAGUUUUAAAAAAAACAAACAGCUGAAGGCUUCUUUAAGUCACUGGAACACACUGGAGUUCACUCAACAGGGAAGACGGAGCUCUUCGUCCAUAUUCACUCAUGUACUGACUGCUUGAACCACGAAGACCACUGAGUUUUUGUUUGUCGCUGUGACUAGUUGUCGAUGCACUUUGAUUUAACCGUCUCGUCUCGCGUGUGAAAAAGGGAGAAGUUUGUCUGUUAAAGUUGGAAGGUUCAGCCAUAAAAACGGGACUUUGCUGCAUUCAGAGUUUCUUUCCUCCUCGUUCAGAUCAAAGCUCCGUAGUGAAUGUGAAUGCGGCUCAUGUCCAGAAGCACCUUAGAGAUUUUAGCGCUUGUCUACACGAGCUGGACGGUGUCGGUUUAAUCCAGGACAAAGCUGGCCUUUUAAUCUUGAGGGAAAUCUUUUACAUUUUCUGUUCUGUUGUGAUUUUGUUUGUCUCCAACAUCUGAGGACAUUUAUCUUUGUUUCCCAGUUUGUUAAAGGAUGGCUUCACAUUUUAUCUUAAGACAACAGUCAGGCGUAAACUUUGAAACCGGUUCUACUGGCUGCCGUCGUUCUUCUGCUCAUAGCAGCGUUGACCCUCUGAACUCUGAGCAGCUUCUGCCUCGUUUUUCACUAAACAGAAUGAAGGAGGAGAGACGGCUCAGUUUCACACAGAAUGACACAAAUCAUAAAACUGAAAAGUCCUGGAAUCAGCAUGCCCAACAUUUUUCCACAGAUGUGACAACAGGAGAACAAAUGGAGGCUUUACAUCCUAUAGAUGUUUAACUAUUUAUAAUUUAUCUCCACACUCGUAAACACAUCCUGCAGGUCAGAACUUUUCUUGUGAGACCACAGCAGAGUCACUGACUGCUUCACAGUUCUGCUGAGGAGCACAGAGUGUUUAGUUUAUUACAUUUAAUCUGGUUAGAAUGAACGGCUUGUUUUUAGCGAAUCUGUAAAUGACACGUGAUUUACAGUGAUGUUGACAGUAGAUCACAAUUUCAAACUUAGACUGAUUUCCCAGAAUCACACAUAAUUAGUUUAAGAACCUUCAGAAAUUACACGCUUCUGUCUCUGAUAAAUGAUGUCAUUUCGGCAGGUUUUAGGGUUCAGAGGGUUAAAAAAAUGUAAUCAGAUUUUCUCUAAAGCGAUGGGGGUCAAAAUCCACGUUCUGGUCUCGUACUACAAGGUUUGUUUGUUUUUUUAAUGCAAGAAAGUCCAACUAGUAUGUUUAUGAGAAUUUUGGUCUUUUUAGUUAAAAAUUUCCUCUUUUUUUUGUGUUUUGUUGCUCAGCGUUGCCUCGUAGAGCCGAGCCAUUUAUCAAUGUUCUUCAUAUAAACAGGAUGUUAUAGUUACUAAAAAAAAAAACACAAAAUUAAGAUUUUUUUCAAAUAUAAACUCCAGCAGUGUUUUUACAAAAGAGUGAGCAGCAGGACAGUCGGAGCUUCAAACUGUGGCUACUCCGUUUCUAAGCAUCUUUUUCUGCAUCAGUUUUGUUUUCAGACUGACAUACAUGUCUGUGACGUGACAGGAUUGGUCGGCUGUUACUCAGAGAAUUCUAACUUUAAGGAGAUAUUUUAAUAUUGGAUGAUUUUUUUGCUCGAUUUUGUCCCCCGUCGCCGACGUUAAGAAGGGAGCUCUUCAUAGAUCAGACAAGCUGUGAAUCCAUCCUUUAAACUUUGAAACUGACACAGUUAUGAGUAACUCUGUGUGAUCAGAGCUUUACAAACAGCAUUACUGAACUUUGUUUAGGGAUACGAUGGAAGCUGCACAUCCAGACGGAGCUCAGUCCCCAAAAAACAAAUCAUUUCUUCAAGAGCAGAAGGUUAAUCUGAGGGCUGUCUCUUCUUCUGCGAGCAGAUUAUAAGAAUAAUUCAAACAGGACGCAGCAGGAGGUUUUAUUCCUCCUGUUUGCAGUCGGAGGUGUUGGCUCGACGCCUCCCAGUGGAAGACUUUAACCAAACCAGACUCCUCCCGUAACACCUCGCUGUGCGAUCGCUUUGCAUGCAGGACGUGAAGCUGCCCCACGGAUCCACAUUUUGAGCCACUGUUCCUUUGGGUGUUGAUUCAGUUCAGCCUGAACUCUGUGAAAUAAGCUACAAUCACUUUCUUUAUCUCUCCAGUGAAUCUUUCCGGCAGUGUUUAAGUCCUGUGUGAGUAAAAUCAAGCGCACCCAAGUGCCAACUCUGUAAAAUCUGUUGAACACGUUCAGAUCCUGUCACGUUCUUCUCAUGUUUCUUUGCACAACCGAAUCGCUGACUCACUGUCAUUUGAUUGUUUCCCAGAACCUCAUCUCAGCGUAAUUUUUCUGCUUAUUUAACGCGACGGAAUCCAGCUUUUCUUCUGUUACGUUCACUAGUCGUCUUUGGGAUUUAGUGGAAAGUGAAUUGACCUCGACUCCGAUGAGUCCACUGUGAAGGCAGACGGAGAACACGUGGAGCAAAUGAAGGGGCUUUGAUUUGUUCUGUUUGUUUUUUUGUUUUAAACGAGUUUUUAGUGAAGGAUCACCCCUUCCUUUCUUUCUGUGACCUGAUGCAACUGGAUAAUCUGUAAAUUAAAAUAAAAUGUUUUGGUUUGAGUUUUCUGAUCUAAACAAAGA
Stegastes partitus (bicolor damselfish) is the source of this 6768-nucleotide messenger RNA. Its product is annotated as KIAA0319-like ortholog. Gene Ontology annotation, biological process: neuron migration. The record is from RefSeq and is a predicted model, not a curated record. Bases 443 to 3385 code for a protein of 980 amino acids. The transcript has 23 exons. Lineage: Eukaryota; Metazoa; Chordata; Actinopteri; Pomacentridae. Gene Ontology annotation, cellular component: Golgi apparatus; cytoplasmic vesicle; membrane.